ACGAGUUAUUGAACCUGCAUAAUAUAUACCGGUACCCGCUUCGUCACUUUGAUCUACUUACCUGUGAAUUACCUAUAAUCUAUAAAUACUUCUGCGCAUGCCAAUGAGAGGAAAUCUAUUUUGCAAUAGCAGAUUGCAAACACGGAUGCUAUCGUUGUAAAUAUUAAAUCUUCGGUGUCAGGAUUUUUAACAUGAGAAGGUCGGACAUUUUUUUUCUUAAAAACAUCCGACUUUGUUUCAUGUUGAAGUUGUUAGUAUAACUUGAUCGAUGUCCGUGGGUGAUAUCACUCAGAAUUCGUUUACUGGAAUGGAGAAAAGCGGUCCACCUCCCUCGUUGCCCCCUGCCUAUUCAGGACCGAGCACUGGUUAUGAAUUACCGGGAAACUCGGGGAUUUCUGUGAUUGGAGCGACAGAUAUUGUUACACCGGACCAAGUACAUGAAUUAAGUCCACCGCCGGCUUAUGACGCCAUAUUCACACGAAGAACUACAGAUCCGCCCAAGUCAUACAAAACGAACGCGUACAAAGGAGAUGACCGGAAUCUCUGGGAAAAAGUUCACGAAUGGUUUGAAUUAUCAAUUCUACAGCUGAUAAUAUGGUUGGCAUGGUUAGCUUUCUCUAUUUCCUUCAUCACAUAUGGUUUGAUUUAUGAUGGACAAUGUUCGUGGAGAAAAUAUAAUAAGAAGGGGAAACUGGUACAAGAAGAGAAUCUGACCGACUUUAUUCGAGCCGAGGGCGGAGUCAUGUGUGGCACCAUCGUCUUCGUCCUCCUGUGUCGGUUGCUGGAGGUGCUGGACAGAUUCCGGACAAAGCGCCACUCCAGGAGUGACCUUGAGGGGUAUAAAAAAUGCGGAGGACAUUUGUUUUUCCUUAUCCUGAUUCUCUAUGUUGCUAAUUUUGGAUUGUGUAUUGGAGGAGGUACGAAGGUUAUACCGUUUUAUAAUGACCAUGGCCCAAAUACAACCCACAAGUGCAAUGAAGAGUUCUACAGCUUUUACUACCACGCCAAGAUCGCGGAGCUGGUCCUCCUGAUGCCGUACGCUCUUUAUGUCCUCCUGGGAUUGUUUUUUAUUCCUCAUCUACAAAAGAAGUGGUUUCUACGACGUAAAUGGCGUCAGUGGGUCAGACUCCUUGACGCAGACCAAGAUGGCGUCAUCAGCACAGACGACAUGGAGAAAACAAAUGCGAAGCUGGAACACAUUCGCAGAAUUGUUGGUGCCAGAAAUACAGCUCUGUCAGUCGCAAACCAAAAGAAAUGGUGGAACGACCACAUCUUCAAAUGUGGACCCGGAAAAGAUAUAUCAAUGGAGGAUUAUAUCAGUUAUUUAGAAGGAACUGUUGGCGCGGUACCUCCUCAUGAAAGAGCAAACAAAGUUAAGCCCUUCAUCACCGGAUUUUUCAACUUCUUCUCGACGGAAGAUUACCGGAAGAAGAAUCUUAUUCUUGGAGAGGAAGACUUUGUCAAAUUUUGGACAAUUCUUGCGGAUGUCGAUGAACGCCAUUGUAGAGAAAAGUUCGUCAAGCAUAUACCGACCCCUUUAACAAUGGCGUAUUUUCUGGAGGAUUUUGUGGCCUUUACAUCGCACGAUGAAUUUUGGAAUGAAUACGGCAACAGAGUAUAUAACGUCCUGAUACAAAGAUCAGGUAAUUGCUGCGAUGUGUAGAAAUAAUGCAUUGUAGGGACUGUGUUGUAUGUUAAGGUUCCUCAAACCCAGUUGGCUGAAAUUAACUUCUGCUUUAAUGAGCAACAUUAAGUUUUUGUUUUUUUUUAAAUAAUAAUAAUUGAUAUUUUAUUUAAAUUAACAUUUUUUUUUCAAAUACUUCGCGAUAAAGAAAAAUAAAUACAGAAAGUUCAGAAAGGCCUUAAUAAUUUUAUCAUAAUGAAAAAUAUUUCAUUUAACACAAUAAGAGUUUUCUAUUUUAUAAGGGGGUCAAUGCACCUUAAGAUUACGGUGUACAGGUAGAAGUCUAUAUGUAGAAUUUGUUGAUUUUGCCAUAUUUUAAACUGAGCAAUCUGCUUUUUUUUUGUCCUUUUUUUGUGCAAGUCACAAAUUAAACUCGUUCAUCUUCUUGAAACAAUUUAUGACUGAAUUAUUGAGUCCAUUAAGUGUAGCAAAUGCACACUAUAUACAUGUAAGUACACAAUAAAUACAUUACAGAACUGUAUUUUUUCACUCUCCCAUCCCUAGCCCCAACUCUCAUCCCCCAAAAGCAAUGAUAGUAUUACAUGUUUAAUUGUGUACAAUAUUCUUCAAACAUUAGUACAAAUGUACAACUUUUUAUUUUGAGUUGCUUAAUAUGAAUAAUAUUAAAGAUCCAUAUCAAAUUUGAUAUAAUGAUAUACUUUGUUUAAUUUUUACCAAAUUGUUCAAUUUCGUACCUGUGGACUUUUAGCGAGACGCAAGCAAUGUUGAAAAUUUAUGUUGUUAUAAUGUUGUGAUAUAUAUGUACAAUGUCCUUU
Messenger RNA from Saccostrea cuccullata (small rock oyster), 2460 nucleotides. RefSeq lists its product as uncharacterized. Lineage: Eukaryota; Metazoa; Mollusca; Bivalvia; Ostreida; Ostreidae. The transcript has 6 exons. Bases 269 to 1663 code for a protein of 464 amino acids. The record is from RefSeq and is a predicted model, not a curated record.